UGGGAGCGCGAGGACCCCGGAAUGCAGUUUGCUCUCGAUCAACUCGGGUUAAUUAGUCAUGUGCAAUUUGUGUCAUCAAAUGUGAUGCGAGCGAAAGGGGAAGUGGAAUAAACGGUGGAUAACAGAGAUAGUGGGAGCUGUGUUAGUUUACGUUUCGGUACUAGGUACUGCUUUCGCUGAGUUACCUACAGAGACCAUGGACUGUGGUGUGUUUACCUCCAAAGCCGUCCUCCUUUGCAUCAGUUUUAUUUUCUGGAUUGCUGGAGGUGUGCUCACAUACGUAGCAGCCACCUUGCUAUCAACCUACAAAGACUAUGCCCACUUUUUUAACGAUCAAUACACUGUGCUCCCAGCUGUUGUGAUAAUUGCCAUAGCAGUGGUGAUGUUUGUGAUUGGAAUCAUUGGAUGUUGUGCGACCCUGAAGGAGUCUCGCUGUGGACUGGGAUUGUUUCUGUUCAUCCUCCUGGUCAUCUUUGCUGCAGAGAUUUCGGUCUUUGUCCUGGGAUUCAUCUACAGGAAACAGGUACAAGUCCAUGAAGGUGUGCAGAAGUCCAUGUCUCUCACCUUUGGGAAGUAUAAUGGGAAAAAUAUAGAAAGCGGGACCGUGGACACCUUGCAGAUGCAGAUGCAUUGCUGUGGAAUUUGGAACUAUACCUACUGGGAACACACUGCAUGGUUCAAAAAGAACAACACUGUGCCCCUCAGCUGCUGCAAGACCGGAUUCUCUAACUGCACAGGCAGCCUGAGUGACCUUGAGCUACUCAAUACUGCAGGAUGUGAGUCCAAGUUGGAGCAGGGUUUGGAAUCUAUUCUGAGCUAUGCUGUGCUGAUCGUCCUAAUUUUUGCCAUUAUUCAGUUUUUUGGCAUGAUCAGCAUCUGCGUGCUCGCCUGCAAACAACGAGAUACAGGCUACGAGCCAAUCUCAUCCGGUGGAACAUAUGCAUAAAGAAAAACCAAGCCAUAAAGACUUGUGAAGUACUGCACUUAACAAGCAGAAGAAUGUCUAGAUGCACCAGUUUAGUUCUGGCCUUGUGUAAAAUGAGAAUUGGUACGAAGCAUUUUAAACUAUUCGCAGCUAAUUUGAAACUAAAUUCAGUGCCGAACGUGAUUAAUUUCACGUCUCCCCUUUGUGCUUGUUUGCUGUUGGAAGAAGUAGUAUUACAAGCAAAGUGAAACGGUGGGGAGAAAUUGCAUUAGAAAAGGAAGGCAGCUGGGGGGAAAAGGCGAAACCUCUGAAUUUAACCACUAGCCAGAUGUUUUUACUUUUCAUUUUGCUUCCAGUUAAUUUUGGGUGGGGGGGGAAUGGUGUUUGGUUCAAAAAGGACCCUAAUCCAAGGAAUUAUGUUUGUUUUUUUGUAUUUACUGUUUUAAGACUACUGUGACCACCUGCACUUGUUUGCCUAUUCUACUGUUUUUGUCGAAUAUCAAGAUAAAUCAACAUUGCUGUGACUGAAAUGUGCACUAAUCAGCAAGUAUGCGGGCAAUUAACUACUCAUGGGUGAAGGGUAAAUCAUUGCACUUGAUGAAAGACAAAACUGUUUCCAAUUUUUGUAGCUAAAUUGGUCAAUCUGAUUUGUCUGCAAGUAUAUUUGGGUUUGGAAUCUUAAUUA
This is a messenger RNA of Mobula hypostoma (lesser devil ray), 1610 nucleotides long. RefSeq names its product tetraspanin 36 (gene tspan36). The record is from RefSeq and is a predicted model, not a curated record. NCBI's taxonomy places the organism in Eukaryota, Metazoa, Chordata, Chondrichthyes, Myliobatiformes, Myliobatidae. The transcript has 7 exons. Bases 197 to 946 code for a protein of 249 amino acids. Gene Ontology annotation, cellular component: plasma membrane.